This is a messenger RNA of Struthio camelus australis, 1238 nucleotides long. NCBI's taxonomy places the organism in Eukaryota, Metazoa, Chordata, Aves, Struthioniformes, Struthionidae. The record is from RefSeq and is a predicted model, not a curated record.
CCUAUUUUUUCUUGUUUUUCCCAGUGCAGCGAGAAUGUACCCAGAAGAAAACCUUCACUAGCUGGAUAAAUUCAAUCUUGGCAAAGCAUACACCGCCUUCUGUUAUCUCAGACCUGUACACAGAUAUACAGCAAGGACAUUUGCUUUUGGAUUUGUUGGAAGUACUUUCAGGUCAACAUCUGCCACGGGAAAAAGGAUGUAAUACCUUCCAGUGCAGAAGCAACAUAGAAAAUGCUUUGACAUUUCUAAAGAGCAGAUCACUCAAGCUCAUAAAUAUUCAUGUUGCUGACAUUAUUGAAGGAAAACCUUCCAUUGUGCUUGGCCUAAUUUGGACAAUUAUUUUUCAUUUUCAUAUUGAAGAACUUGCCAGGACACUUGCUUGUACUUACAAUCAACCGUCUCUUGAUUGUUCAAGUGCUGUUGACUCCUCUCCAAAGGCAAGCAGAUCAGCUAAAAAAAGUGCAAAAAUUAAGGAACAAUGGAAGAUCUCUGCAACAAAGGCCCUUUUGUUGUGGGCAAAAGAGCAGUGUUCACUGCACGGUUCUAUCAGUGUGACUGAUUUCAAGUCAAGCUGGCGAAGUGGACUGCCUUUUUUAGCCAUCAUCCAUGCCUUAAGACCAGGUCUAGUUGAUAUGGAGAAGGCAAAAACUAGAACCAAUAAAGAAAAUCUGAAGGAGGCUUUCAGAAUUGCAGAGCUUGAGUUGAAUAUUCCACGGCUUCUUGAACCUGAAGAUGUUGACAUUAUGAAUCCAGAUGAAAAAUCAGUCAUGACUUACGUGGCUCAGUUUUUGCAAUACUCCAGGAAUUUGCCUAUAUCUGAAGGAGACAUGCAGGGAAAAGUAAGAGAGGCCAUAAGCUGGUUGGCUGCACAAGGAAAGAAGUUAGAAAAGUUGCUGAUUGACACAGAGAGUGAAACAUAUUACCAGAAGUACAAAGAAAUGAUGUCGUUUAUGGAAGCAUUUAACCAAGAAAAAAAAGCCUUUAUGCCUGUGUUGUCGUCAAAAACGAGUGUAGCUGAGCUAAGCGAAGACCAGCAGCAGAUGAGAGAAGAGUGGCAUAAACUGAUCUCUCAGAUUAAUGAAUGGAAAACAAAGCUGGACCAGAUGUUGCCCCCUCCUCUGGAUGGCAUUGAGGCCUGGCUUCAGGAGAUUGAACAUCUGCAGGCAGAAGAUUUGCCUGAUUUGCAGGACCCCUUUAAAGCAAUGUCUCUCUUCAGAGAAAUAAUUGUAAUAUUUAAG